This is a messenger RNA of Fusarium falciforme, 4512 nucleotides long. RefSeq lists its product as hypothetical. The record is from RefSeq and is a predicted model, not a curated record. Gene Ontology annotation, molecular function: nucleic acid binding; ATP binding; four-way junction helicase activity. Gene Ontology annotation, cellular component: nucleus; cytoplasm; RecQ family helicase-topoisomerase III complex. Lineage: Eukaryota; Fungi; Ascomycota; Sordariomycetes; Hypocreales; Nectriaceae. The coding region runs from base 1 to 4512 and encodes 1503 amino acids. Gene Ontology annotation, biological process: double-strand break repair via homologous recombination. The transcript has a single exon.
AUGGCCCGAGGGCGUCCCACAGACUCGCCCGGCGGCAACGAACCGGAGCGGCAAGAAGAUACAGGAGAGUCCGCCAGCUGUGUUCAUGCAGAAGCCACCAAACCGGGAGAAGGGUGGCUUAUAUAUAAUGGCGAAUACCGGUCGUUGAUCUGCGCCUUUCACGGCUAUGCGGUCUGCAGCCUCGAGGGUCACUUGAGGGACCGUCACCCAGACAUCGACCAUCGGGCCCGCAGCGAUAUCAUCCACCGCCAUAAGGGUCUACAGCUGCAAGGGCCGGCAUUGGAGCAGCUCGUCCAGCACGGUGCGUCAAACCCGACCCGGGCCGUCAAGGGUCUCGUCGUUCACCGGGGCUUCGCUUGCACCUGGCCGGGUUGCAGGCACCUCACGCCGAGCUGGAAGUGCCUGCGGGUUCACCUCAACGGCGAGCACAACAUAAAGGGAGCCAAGGCGCAGGCGGGCCUCUGGACCGGCGUCUAUCUGCAAACCUUCUUUACAGGUCCAAAGAGGGCGAUUUACUACUUCUGCGUAAGAAUCUCGACCAGCGGUAACGAUGAUGCUGUCUCGGCAGCAGGAGAUCCUCCGACGCCGGUCGGCAGGGGGAGAAGAGCGACGAUGGCAGACAGGCAGCAGACGCACCCGGAAGAUCAGACGAUGAUCGCCGACAUCACCCAAGGGUGGUCACUGCAGCAGGAGGAGCAGGAGAAGAUGCAGAAGGUCAUGGAGGAGGGGAUCCUGAGGCACGAGACGACGAACUGGCUGAAGAGGACCGGCUGGUCAGCCCACUUCGCCGGGAGGAAUCUGGUGGAUAUCCAAGCCUGCAGCAGGAUGCCCGGCUGUGACGACGACGAGCUGCGACGGAUGGCCACGGCUCUAGAUCGUCUAUUCUUCGACCGCUGCAUCGGCGGGUUAAAGAGCAUGCCCCUGAUGACCCGCCUGCUCCUGGCCAGCCCCCACCCUCACGAUGCCCACAGCCGACCGUUUGGGCCGCUGCAGGAGAAGACCAGCAUGGAUCGCUACCUGGUAUAUGUGAAGCGGUUCUUAUGCUAUUGCCUCAACGUGCUGUCGCUGGAGGAGGAUGCGCUGUUUGCCGAACACGGCUUUCGCUUCACGCCUGCACAGAGGGCCAGCCUCGAGCUGCUCUGGGCGCAUCUGCAGGACGAGGAACAGUCGGGCGAGGGGCUGCAGGAAGAGAUAUUGCAGAUUCUGGCGGACUUCUGGAUGCAGCGGCUCGACGGGGACCCUUUUGCGAGCCCGCUGUGGCACUUCGUCGGGGUGCUGGGAAUCGACGGCGAGACGGGGCAGCUCCGACCUGCCCACCUAUUCACCUACGUGCUUGCGGGACUCGUCUUCACGGGGCGGGCGCUGCUGGGAGAGUGGGCUAUACCCACCCGGGAGCGGGCCGGGAUGACGGACCUCGCGCAACGGUUCGCCCAGGUUCGAGACGCCUGGCUUUGCAAGGCGACAUACUCUCCCAUGGGCUAUACGCUCAGCUUGCUGUUAUACGGAAGGAAGAUCGCGCAGGAGACUGGUAGCCGGCUGAUGGUGUCCUGGAGCAAGGACGGCGAGAUGAUGUACUUCAUGGGCAAGCCGAUCCUGAUGGAGAAGAUUCGUCACAUGGUGGCUAGGAUGACGAAAGACGCCGAGGACCUGCUGUGGGGUCAGUUGAUGUUCAAGGAGGGCGACGACGAGCGUUUCAUCCUUCCUCUGGCCGGCAUUGAGGAUGACCUCACCCAUACAAGACGAGGCCGGUCCUUCAUCCAUACCAACGACCUCGCUGGCAAGGAGGUCGAGAUGCUCGAGGACCUCGUCAUGGGCUCGCGGAAGACAGAGUUCCUAGAUCGAGCGGGCGAGUGGAAGUGGGCGGGCAUCAGGAAGUACCUGAAGCUGGUGAAGAAGUUCGAGGAGUUUCUGCUGCUCCUCUCCCACAUCACCGGCGGCCAGCCCAGCCGAGGGGAAGAGAUCACGGGCCUGCGCCUGGUCAACGGCAUCAACAGGGACCGCAACGUCUUUGUCAUCGACGGCGAUGUUGUGCUCGUCACCCAGUACCACAAGUCUCUGGCCCACUUCGACUCGCCGAAGGUGAUCCCCCGCUUCCUGCCGGAGAGGAUCGGGCAGCUGCUCGUGAUGUACAUGGUCUACAUCCGACCGCUGACGGAUCGCUGGGAGGCGGACAGAUGGGAGCUAUAUGGCAAGAUGGCACCGCCGAGCGACUUCAUCUGGCAUAACGAGACGGGGCCAUGGGAGAGCAGUCGUAUGUCUGGGGCCAUGGGGAAGUGGACCUCCCACUAUAUCGGCCGCAGGAUCACGCUCCAAGACUGGCGCCACAUCGCCAUCGCCAUCAGCAAGAAGCACGCUCGCGACCGGGGGGCCGCUCGGGCAGACUUUGAGGACGGCGACGACGAUGACGAGUCGGAGCAGUACGAGGCGCCGGACGAUCUGGCUGCCUGUCACACCGGCCAGACAGCCGCCAACUACGGUGUCACGAUCGAUGUGCUGAAGCGCUUGACGGCCGAGUCUCUGGACAUAUUCGGGCAGGUGAGCCGUCGUUGGCACAAGUUCCUCGGCUGCGACGCGCAGCAGCAAUCGGCCUUGGAGCCGCCGCCGUCAACUUCGUCCUCGAAGCGCAAGGGUGCGGCCGAGUCUGGCGGCGAGGAGAAGAAGUGCCACCCUCCCCGGAAGCGGGCCAAGAUCGCCUCGCUCGAGAAGCUAAGGGCAGGUAUGACAGCAGCAGUGGGGGACAAGAAGAAGGACGACAUGAUCCUGCGGGCACUCCGGGCUGUCCUGCGUGAUGACGCUGCCCAGUUUCGGUCACCCCAGCAAGAAGAGGCCGUCAGGUUGGCCGCGGCGAAGCAGAGCCCGCUGGUUGCCGUGCUGCCAACGGGCGGCGGGAAGAGCUUGGUCUUCAUGGUCCCGGCUAUGCUGGCAGGUGCAGGCGUGACCAUCGUGGUGGCUCCGUUCGCCGAGUUGAAGAGGCAGCUAGUCACACGCUGCGUCGAUGCCGGCCUAGACUGCAAGUCCUGGCCCGAGGCGCGUGAAUCUUGGCCCAGGGUUACGCUGGUCUCGGCCGAGGCGGCUGUCACCGAUGACUUCCUGCAGUGGGCCGCUGAUCUGAGUGUCAGGGGAAGGCUGGACCGAGUGGUCAUUGACGAGUGCCAUCUGUCAUUCACUGCCGCCGAAACCUACCGCGCGAAGCUCCGGUGCCUCGUUCUCCUGCGGAGCUUGGGGUGUCCCUUCGUAUUCCUCACUGGGACCCUGCCGCCGCUCCGUCAACGCGACUUCGAAGAAGCCAUGCAGCUCCAGGCUCCGCUCUACAUACGGGCUUCGAGCCAUCGGCUGAACGUGCGGUACUCCGUCCUUCGCGUCCGUAACGGACGGGGCGUCAUGGAGGUGAAGAGGCUGGUGGACGCCCGGCUCCCACGUCUAGCACCGGGGGAGAAGGGGGUCAUAUACUGCACCAGCCACGCGAAGUGUAGAGCGCUUGCCCGGCAGCUUGGUUGCCAUUACUAUCACGCUCAGCGCGAUGAUAGCGAUGCGCAGUUCCUUGCCCAGCGCGAGCAGGGCUUCCAGGCAUGGGUCAACGGCGAAACACCCUACAUCGUGGCUACCGCGGCUCUAGGCACGGGCCUUGAUGUUGCAGGCAUCGUCCAUGUCAUCCAUCUCGAGGCCCCAUUCAGCAUCAUCGACUACGCCCAGGAGGCGGGGCGGGGCGGGCGAGCUGGGGAGCCCGUCACCGCAGAGAUAGUCGUCGAGGAGAAGGACUGGCCGGUUGAGGACCAUAUCCGCGACAGCUACCUAGACUUGAGCACGCGCGAGGUACGCAGUCUGAUCCGGACACAAGGUUGCCGUCGCCGCCUCCUUGGCCAAUGCUUGGACGGUGACCUACGGGACUGUGGAGAUCUCGAUGCCGUCCGAUGCGAUAAUUGCCGCCGCGAUGAGCUGUUGUGGAAGAGUGAGCUAUCCUCGCAGGGUAUCAUAGCAUCACAUGCCCGCGGCAGGCGCGAUGCCCUCGCUCUAGAACGUUUCGAGGCCGCCUUGGAGGAGAUAGAGGAGCUUGGCAAGAUGGGCUGCCGCAUCUGCUGGAUGUUCGAUGGCGUCAAGGAGGCCGGGCACCAGUGGGGUACCUGUGGUGCCACAGCAGAGAAGGAUCUGUCCUUCUCCAGCUGCAUGAUCUUUCAGGGUCUGGUCAACUACAAGAAGGAUCCACAGGCACGUUUCUUGAGCUGCUUCUACUGUCACGUAUCGCAGGAGCUCUGUCGGGACGGUUACGAGACCAAAGGAGCAUCAUGUCGGUGGAAGCAUGCUGUAGUCCCUAUGGCGUUGGCCGCCGUGACGGAGGCAGAUAUAUGGUCGCAAGUCCAGGAGGCUGCCGGUCGAGACUUCAAAGGUCGGGAUGACUAUGCUGACUGGCUGGGCCGUAAGCAUAGCAAGUUGGUAUGCGGGCGAGAGAUGACCAAUGCUAUGGCCGUCUUUGAUCUAGUGCUCAAGUGGAGACAAACUCAAGAGCUUAGUUAA